Molecule: messenger RNA, 2933 nt
Organism: Hermetia illucens (black soldier fly)
Lineage: Eukaryota; Metazoa; Arthropoda; Insecta; Diptera; Stratiomyidae
Exons: 3
Coding region: 348-2216 (622 amino acids)
Source: RefSeq, a predicted model, not a curated record
CAGGUUAAAGCCGUUAAGGUUCUCUAAUGGCCUUGCUGGAGUUAGUUCAUUGUCAGAUUAAGUAUUUAUAGGAGCAAAAAAUGUCUUCUACUUAAACAUUUAGUGUUUAUUUAAUGAAGUGCGAAGAGUCUGAAAAAAAAACGAUCACCAGGAACGCCCAAGUGUCAAACCACUAAUAACACGCUUCCCUGAAACAGGACGAAACUUAGUGGUUAGUGGCGAACGUAUCUUAUAAGUUUUGCCGCGAUCCAGGUGACUCGCGAGGCUUAUACUUUGGUAGCUGAGGAAGUGUGCUCAAAUUUAGGGAAUUUUUAUCAACAGACUGACAAGAAACUAAUUUGGAAGCAAUGGAUGACUCCGAAGAUACAACGCCACGUAGAUGGUGGCGGCGAUUAAGGAAUAUAGUUAGAGGCCCUAUCUCAUUAUUCCGACGUGCAAGUACAUGUAGACGCGGUUCCACGGAAUCACUUACUUCAUCUGCGCUUACAUCUGCGCCUGUUCCAGUUCGAGGUGAAUAUAGGCGAAGAGCGAUGGAAGAACAAGAUUCAUCAGAAUCUAAGCAAGCGGUCAAUAAGCCCAAGCCACGUGCAGCAGUAGCAGGCACUUCGACGCGUCGCCCAAAGUCAUUCGUACAUGAAGCUGAUGUACAUGCCGCACAAAGCCCAAAGGAACGGUCACUGUCAAGUCAAGACACAUUCAAACAUAUUAGGUCCCUCUUGACUUGGUAUGCUUCCUCCAGCAAUAGUCAAUCUGAACAAUUGCAUUCAGAAUUACAGGCAACCCCGCCACAAGUUGAACCAGUUGCAGUAGCAGGUCCAAGUUCCUGUCAUUGCGACGAAAUUGAAAUUAACACAAUCCACGGUAGAAAGUUGAUUAAAAUUUCAGAUUUGACAGAGGCUAUUAACCAGGCGAUCAUGAAGAAAUCAGCUUCAUUUACAGAAGGAUCAACUUCUUCGGGAUUGGGAAAGGCGUUAUUUGCAAUACCCGUACGACUGAAACCAGUUGCAGACGUCACUUCAGAUGAGGAAGUUUCACCGGUAGAAGGAGAUUCAUACGAAGAAAUAGGUUUACACGAACUACCGAUUUCUCAUGAAAGCGCAGGCUUGGAAGGAGAAGCAGGUUUACUCGGGAAAGCUUCACAGGAAGGGAUAAAAACACGUAAAGAAAAGUUUCCACUCGAGAAGCCGGUUCCAGAUGAAGAAGCGGUACCGCAAGGGGAGGUGAUUCUACACAAGAAAGGGGCUCCAUGCGGAGAAACACCACCAUCCAAAGCAAAAGCUCAACAAAACGAAGAUGAUGUAUCAGGAGAAGCUGUUUCACAUGAGCGAAGGGCUUCAUACGGCGAAGCCCCGUUCCAGAUCGAAGCGGUUCCACUUCAGGAAGCAAUUCCACAAGGGGAAGCGCUUCCACCUCAGGAAACUGCUUUUCAAAUGAGAGAAUCUUCUACACACACCGAAGCUGCUCUAACUCGAGGAAAAUCUUCGUCGAAUUCAGAUUCAACACCAUAUUCACCCUCUAGAAGUUCAUCAUCAGAUGCCGACUUUCAACGUCAACUCAUUGUAGGAACUGAAGAUAUGAGGCGAUUUUUGCAAUUCCAGGAAACAGAUUCGUCGUUAUCAGAACAGAAAAUGAGACAUGACUCAGCAGCGAGCAUAGAUUCGAACGUGCCUUCCUUAGAAAUGGACAAAGCGUCCACUUCGGCAACUUCAGGGGGUUCGGCCAAUUUGUACGGAGAGGGGCCUUCAGGAUUAUGUCAUACGCAACGAGUGGGAAGGCCUCCUCUACUUCGCAGUGUUACUGUAUACGAUAUUCCACUGCAACCCACGCUUAAGCAAACUAACUGGUCGACAGAUUCAACAGACGAUGAUAGCACGUCGUCCCCCCUAUCAUCCUUGACGUCACCGUCAAACGAGGGGGUGGCUUCAACACAACCUACGGAUGGUCAUCCGGAUUCAAAAUCGGCAGUCCAAACUCGUAAGCAGCUGCCAAAUCCUAUGCACGAAGCACGAUCUCUAUCAAAUGGUUCGUCAGAUUCUACUAACGGGUUGGAUGCCGCUCCUAAUGUACGGCACGAACAUUCACAGAUUGUACAGGUGGAUAGAGAACCAGUACCACUUGAAAGCCGGGAUCCACCUAACGGCGUCAUUACAUUAGCUGUGUUAUUUGACUUAGACUCGGAAGAGAGUCUAGAGGACGAAGUUUUUGAACAGCUAUAAAUGCACUUGAAUGAAAAUUCACCUGAGAAAGUAUAUAUAUUUCUACAAAUAAUUUAGAUAAAUUUUCAGAAACUUGGAACAGCUUCGCUGAAUGUUGCAACGUAUUCAUUCUGUUCCGAACAAUUGUCCAUCGAUCAUCAAUUAUAUGCUUUCGGCAUAUACACAUAUGUCGUAGCCUACGCAAAAGCCAUCAUUAUAAUUUCUUGUUUAGAUUUGCACGAGAAGAUGCAAUGCAGCAAUUUGUGUUUGCAUCUGAAUCUGAAACUUUGCUUGCCAACAUUUCGCGUACGGUAUAAAGUUGUCUAUCGGAGUUCCAGAAUUCGUUAUGAUUCCUACACUCAUUUUGCAGUUCUUCUUAUGCAAAUGUAAUACCGCCCAGGAGAAUUUUAAACUGAAGUCGUUAUAUGACAAUAUCUUUUAUUUAAAUGUUAAAAGUUUUAAUAGUUCAAUUUCAGUCAAAGAAAUUUUAAACUCGCUAGAAUGAUGGCUUUUGCGUGCUAAACUACGACAUAAAUAUGUUUUUAUUAGAUAGAUGUGUGCUGAUCCAUUAAUUUGGCUUCAUUUUUUUAUUUUUUAAAACUUAUUCAAUUCUUUUAAAAUGUUUCAGUUGUUUCUUGUAGGGAAACAACAUAUUAGUGACAAGUUUUUAUUUCUACUGACGAACAUUUUUUAUCUAAAAAUAUAUCUUUUAUUUAAUAAAAUUCUGGUCUAAGAUUU